Molecule: messenger RNA, 2781 nt
Organism: Podospora pseudocomata
Lineage: Eukaryota; Fungi; Ascomycota; Sordariomycetes; Sordariales; Podosporaceae
Exons: 3
Coding region: 1-2781 (926 amino acids)
Molecular function (GO): hydrolase activity
Source: RefSeq, a predicted model, not a curated record
AUGCUCUACCAGCUGUUUUCUAGCGUCGUAGACUACGCAACCUACUACCAAGCGGUCAAGUCCCUGACAGCCCAUGGACACGAGGCGGUCGGUGUUGUGAGUGUUCCAUCACCAUCCCCUGGUCUUGACAAGGGGGUUUGCGACCCUUUGACUCUGGACAGCUUUCUCCAGGUAGUCGGCAUUCACGUCAACUGUCUUCGCCCCAAGGACGUUGGACAGGUGUUUAUGUGUACUGCCAUUGAGGAGAUUCUCUUGUCUCCAACAUACGCGCAGUCUUCCACAGGUUGGAACGUUUAUACUAGGUACGACGCGGCAUCGGAAGGCGAAAUGACCAACGAUAUUAUGGUGUAUGACGCACAGACCAAUGCGUUGGCUGUUGCCAUCAUGGGCGCCACUUUCAAGAGCGUCUCCCUGAAGUCAUUGGAACGAAUUCUUUCACGACUCAAUGACACACCACACUCGGUCGUCCACAAACCUCGUCCCAUCCAGCCUGUUCAGCCUAUGCAAGCAACGCUCCCACCCACCACUCCAACACCUCAGCAAGAGGACAAGCACAUGGUCAAGAUCACCCCCAGUCAACCAUCUACAGAGCCACAUGAUGUCAGCCAAAUGCUCAGCAGCAUCAUUGAGAUGCCUGCUGAUGAGAUCACAUCCAAGAGCACUCUGGUAGAACUUGGCAUCGACUCGCUCCUGGCUAGCGACGUUUUGGUCGAGAUUAAAAGCUUAUUCGGAGUCAAAUUCUCACAGGCUGAGCCGUUGGCAUGCGCCAAUGUAGACGAUCUUGUUCGCCUCGUGCAAGCAGACUCUACCGCAUCGGCAUCUCCCCAAUCAGCAUCCAAAGUUCUCAGAUACGACAGUUUCAACACAGUCAACUCAGAGCCGGCAAUUAGUUCAGGACUUUCUGACUAUGGGACAGAUUCGCACGAUUCAUCGUGCCCUGCAGACUUUACGGACGAUGAUGGAACAAGCAGUUCAGAAUCUGACCAUGCUGAUAUGGACAAGCUGACUGAUGUCGGAAAUACCGUUACUUACACUCAGCAUGCUCGCGACACCCGAUUUUCGGGAUUCUGCAAUGACGUCUACCCCAUCCAGUCCCGGCUUGUCACGCAGUAUGUAGUGGCGGCAUUUGCAGACUUGGGCUGUGACUUGAGUGUCCUGGUUUCAGGAUCAACCGUUCCAUUCAUCACUCGAUUCGAGCCCAGGCACAAGAUGGUUGGGGAACAAUUAUACAGGAUCUUGGAGGAUUCGAAGCUCAUUGUGCGUGAUGGUCAAAACAACUAUCGCCGUACAAGCGUACCCCUCGACAAAAGUUCUGCCUUUGACCUCCACGCUGUCAUGCUCUCACAGUACCCGCAGCAUGCAUCCGAAACAAAGCUUUUGCACGCCACAAGCUCCAGGCUUUCAGCCUGUUUAACUAGCGCAGCUAAUCCAAUCGACAUCCUUUUUGGGUCUGCAGCGGCACGGGCUCUGCUCGAAGAUGUCUAUUUGAACGCCCCCAUGUUCAGAACCGGGACGUUAGUCCUGGUUGAUGUCAUUUCUUCUCUUGUGCAGACAAGCACUCGAAAGACUAUCCGCAUCUUGGAAAUUGGUGCUAGAACAGGUGGAACAACACGCCCUCUUUUGCAAGCACUGAGCCAGAUGGAGAGGCCUGACAUGAAAAUCAAGUACACCUUUACCGAUUUAUCGCCCUCCCUUGUUGCGGCAGCCAAGAGAAAGUUCACUUCCUUGGCUGCGUCCAAUGCCCGACCAGAAAGACUCAAGAUGGAGAUGCGUUUCACCACUCUCGACAUUGAGUCUGCCGACACCAAGCAUAAUGAGCAUUACGACGUCAUUCUGUCCACCAACUGUAUCCAUGUUACCAAAGACUUGGUGAUUUCCACCGGUAAUAUCCGAAAGCUGCUGGAUCCUGUUGAGGGUGGGUUGUUGUGCUUGGUGGAGCUGACGAGAAAUCUGUUUUGGUUUGAUCUUGUGUUUGGACUUCUGGAGGGCUGGUCGAGAUUCAACGAUGGUCGAAAGCAUGCCUUGGCUGAUAAGCUCAUCUGGGAGAGGUGUCUCAAGCAGGCGGGCUUUGCUUCCGUGAACUGGAGCGAUGAUGGAACAAAGGAGGGUGAGAUUUUGAGAGUCAUCACUGCCCGUGCACUGCCACAAAGCCAGCCGAGUCCAGAAGAAACGAAAAUGGAAACGAUGUGCUUUAAGAGCAUUGACGGCGUCGACUUGAUGGCUGAUAUACAUUACCCGCCGUCUGAUACUGUCUCGUCAACAACACCGCGCCCAAUAGCGAUAGCCUUGAUGAUCCAUGGUGGAGGGCACAUUAUGCUUUCGCGAGCUGACAUUCGGCCCAAGCAAACUGACCUGCUGCUCUCCAAAGGAUUUAUCCCAAUCAGCAUUGACUAUCGCCUCUGCCUAGAAACGACUUUGGAACAAGGUCCCAUGAGCGAUGCAGCCGCUGCCCUCGCAUGGGUGAGAAAGACGCUCCCCUCUCUCCCUCUGGCUAGAAAGGACAUUCACCUGGAUGGUGAAAAGGUUGUUGCGGUUGGGUGGAAUACAGGUGGCCUCCUGGCAAUGAGCCUUGCAUGGAAGUCGGCAGACUUCGACAUUAGGCCUCCCGAAGUUGUUCUUGCCUUUUACUCGCCUUCCGAUUACGGGGAUCCCUUUUGGACACGACCAAACAUUCCCGAGGGAUCAGAGAAGGUUUUCCCGGUUGAAGCUGACUUGGACUCCAUGGUCUUUGAUCGGCGGCCCAUCACGGCAUACAAUCGCAUCGGCUCAGGCGGCGGGUGA